This is a messenger RNA of Limanda limanda (common dab), 2213 nucleotides long. It is a transcript of the gene cant1a, whose product is annotated as calcium activated nucleotidase 1a. The record is from RefSeq and is a predicted model, not a curated record. NCBI's taxonomy places the organism in Eukaryota, Metazoa, Chordata, Actinopteri, Pleuronectiformes, Pleuronectidae. The transcript is spliced from 4 exons. Gene Ontology annotation, molecular function: UDP phosphatase activity; GDP phosphatase activity; calcium ion binding. Bases 341 to 1624 code for a protein of 427 amino acids. Gene Ontology annotation, biological process: proteoglycan biosynthetic process.
CACCCCCGUCAUGCAGUGAUCGAGUCGUUGUAGCGGCCACAGGUUUUCCUCUCAACUAUUCACCCUGCAGGAUUUGAGGCUUUUCACCUUUAAGGAGUUAUUGUGCAGAUGUUUUCCUUGACCUCUGGUGCCCGGCCACUCCGAGAAGUCGCUAAGACCAAAGACAACCUCGUCAACCGGGUUGGCCUCCUGCAAGAUUUGCCCCUUUGGACUGAAUUCGUAAUCCUCCAAGUCUAGUUAAAGUUCACCUGCUCUAGUACAAGCCUGUUUCAUGGUUGCACCACGAACAAUGAGCAGGACCAGACAUUAGAGCUCAGGGUUGGUCGUGGAGGUAAAUCUGAUGAUGACGGCUCCGCGUUCUGGUCGGAGGAAAAGAAGAGGUCACUCCAGGCCUCUGUCUUCCAUGUCCGCUUCCCCAGGCUACAUUAGACUAAAGCAGAAUGAGCCUAUGAACUCCUUGCGAAUCUCCGUAGGAGGCCUCCCUGUUCUGAAUUCUAUGGCCAACGCCACGGACCCUCGGUUCCGCCUCAAGUGGAAGCCCAUCGUGGCCGCGGGUUUCGCCCUCUCGUUAUUCCUGCUGCUCUUCAUGAACAUGAGCUCAGCGUUUCGCUCUCGCCAAUACAACCCCUUCAGCUGGAGUGCCACGCACGGUGACACCCGUCAGUUCGAUGGCCAUUAUAAUGACACCUACCCUCUCAGUCUGCCUGAGAGGACGCCGCAGGGCACACGCUACCGCAUUGGGGUCAUCGCUGACCUGGACACAAACUCUCGUAGUGACAAGAAGCUGACGUGGUUCAGCUACUUGCGGCGGGGGUACCUGCUGGUGUCCAAUAGUGGCGACAAGGUGGCGAUCGAAUGGGACGAGGACAGGGUGGUGCUGGAAAGCCACUUGUCGGAGAAAGGCAGGGGUAUGGAGCUGUCUGAGCUGGUGGUGUUCAACGGGAAGCUGUACAGCGUCGACGACAGAACGGGCGUGGUCUACCACAUCGACGGCGACAAAGCUGUGCCCUGGGUCAUCUUACCCGACGGCGAUGGCAGCGUUGCCAAAGGGUUCAAAGCUGAGUGGCUGGCAGUGAAAGACGAGCACCUGUACAUCGGUGGUCUGGGGAAGGAGUGGACCACCGGUGAGGGCGAGUUCGUCAACAACAACCCCGAAUGGGUAAAAGUAGUCGGCUUCAGAGGGGACGUGCAACACCAGAACUGGGUCCCCAGGUACAGAUCUCUGAAGUUCGCUGCAGGGAUAGAGCCUCCAGGCUAUCUCAUCCACGAGUCAGCGGCGUGGAGCGACACCCUUCAGCGCUGGUUUUUCAUCCCCCGCCGCGCCAGCAUGGACCGCUACGAAGAGACGGCGGACGAGCGUCGCGCCACGAACCUUGUCCUCAGCUGCUCGCCAGAUUUCAAAGACAUCGUCAUGGCUCGGGUGGGUCCUCUCAACCCCACUCACGGUUUCUCCUCCUUCAAGUUCGUCCCCAACACAAACGACAACAUCAUUCUGGCGCUCAAGUCGGAGGAGGACGCUGAAAAGGUGGCCACGUACAUCACGGCCUUCACGCUUGACGGACAAAUCCUUUUACCUGAAACCAAGAUUGGCGACGUGAAGUAUGAAGGCUUGGAGUUCAUCUAAAGGAACCCGGAGACUCGGUCCUGAGGCCACUGCACUGUAGUUCUAUUUUGUUUACAAGCCAGUCACUGUCGAAGGUAAUGCACUCGCUGCUUCCUCAUUACGUUUGCAGAAGACACAAGUCAGGCCCUUGGAGGAUCCUCCUCGGUGCGAGGAGCAGAACACGCGGGCUGAGACUGAGGCGUGGUCCCGCUGUGGCUCCAGAGAACGUGUCCGUCAGACCGAACAAUACCAGCAUUUCUCGUGGUGCAUCAUCUCCUUCUUCUACAUUACUGUAGCCUUUCUUAUAAUGAAUGUACUAACGAUUGAUUCAUCAGACUGUGAUUAGUCUCCAUUUUUAUGCACAUACCUUACACUCUGAAAAGGUCAAAGGUCGUUUCCCCCUUUGCUCCAUGUCAAACUGCAUCACUCUGUACACACAACACAUAAAUAUUGUCAGGGGAAAUCACUGAAUGCCUGUUUUUAUUCUUCGUAAAAAAAACUAAAAAUCGACAUCAUUGGAAGGAUUUGAGGAAAUUAGAAUGAUAUUGUAUGUAUGUCAUGUGUUUUUAUGUCUGGCGGGUGUGCUGACUAAGUAAAUUCUUGAUUCCUC